GAAAAGCGCUAUCCAAAAGUUUAUUAAAAGCUGAGCACAUCCAUUUCAGUCAGCUGGUCCUCUAUGCUUUUGAGAGUUAGAGAGCAUGUGGCUCAUAUUUGUUCUGCUCCAACUUCUGCCUCAACUCACCCUCAGCACUCGCUGUCCGAGUGGGUGCGUCUGUGACAUUAAAGGUUCAGCGAAAUGUAAAGGGAACUUCACUGAUAUACCCCCUCUGGACCCCGCUAUCACCUUCCUACUCCUGCUUGAAGACACACACAUAAAAGUUCUCCAAGAACGAAGCUUUCAGCAUUUCCCUCUUCUUCUAAGAUUGUCGAUAUCCCACAGCUCUCUUGACACUAUUCACCCAGAAGCCUUCCAUAAUGCUUCACAACUUCUGUCCAUCAAACUGUCAUCAAAUGCUCUCUCUGUUUUCCCACCCAAAAUAUUUAGUGAGCAGAGAAACCUAGAGCAGCUACAGCUGAAUGGCAAUCAGAUAGUUUCAAUAAGUUCAGAAUUGUUUCAAGGGUUGGUUAAUUUAACAGAACUGGAGAUCAGAAAUAAUUUGAUUUCUCAGCUGGAAGCCGAUGUCUUCCAGAGUUUGACCAGCUUAAUUUUUCUCAACUUGGCUGGGAACCGACUGAGGAACCUCCCUCAAACCCUCUUCCACAACCUGAGGCAACUUAAGUAUUUGAUACUCUCCUCUAACCAGUUGGAGACUCUAGAAUCAGGUUCAUUUGAUCAUCUAAACAACCUGUUGGAGCUAAUACUAUAUAAGAACCAGAUCCGAGAGAUACCACCACACCUUUUCUGGCACAUGCCUUUCCUUCGUACUCUCUCAAUGUCAACCAACCAGCUCCGGAAUCUUCCAGCUGAGAGCUUCUACUACUUGCCCAAUCUCACCAAGCUUACCCUCUACAAAAACCCAUUGAUCUCUCUACCUGACCAGCUAGUAGGGCAUAUGCCAAGGCUCCAAGAACUCUAUCUUUAUGAAACCAACCUAGCCACUGUCCCUUGGAACCUUUUUGCUAACAUGACUAACUUAAGAUGGCUCCAUUUACACUUCAAUGAAAAGUUAAGCUCCCUGCCAAAGAACCUCUUUUGUUGCUUGCCAAACUUGAUGAAGCUCUCCCUAAAAAGCAACAAUCUUAAGGAGCUGCACGCUGAACUCUUUUCGGGCUUGACUAGCCUUCAAGUACUAAUGCUAAAUGAAAACAAGCUUCAGUCUCUCCCAGCAACAUUCUUUCAGCAAACCCCAAGUCUCGAAAUAAUUGAUCUAAGCCACAACCAUCUGAGGUAUCUUCCUGGAAACAUUUUUGUACAUGCAGGAGCACUGAAGGUUCUUUCUCUUAGUGGCAACAAAUGGAACUGUGAUUGUAGCAUUUUGAGUAUUACAGAAUGGAUUAGUGAAAACCAAAGGCUAAUCAAUGAUUUGGACAAAGGAGUAGCAUGCCAUGAACCACACCACUUACGAAACCAUCCUCUGCAGAAGUUGACCUAUGAAGAUCUUCAGUGCGGUCAGGGUGGAUUCCAGAUACCGCAUAGAAAAGACUCAACUAUAGCUACAAUGACUUCAUCUUCCCUUUUAUUUACGAGUACUAUAACAUCAACCAUGCAACAAACCCCUCUAAUCCCUCCUACAGCUGAUGAUUUUUACGUGAAAUCAAGCAGCAUCUACAAUAAUGAUCCAGCAUUCUACAAUACAAUUGUCCUGGACAACGGACCUGAAAUUGUCCACAACAAUCAUUACAAUGGUUGGGUGUACCUGUGGACUGUCCCAUCAACGGGUUCUUACAGUGGCUCCAUGAUGGUUUUGUAUAUUGUUCUCUUGGCCACUGGUGUGAUUCUUAUCAUGGCCAGUGUGUAUGUUAUGUACCGUCUUAACAAGGUGGUGGGGGUUUUAGGGGCAGUUGCUAUGGGAGACAAUCAGAGAAUAAUGACCAGAAAAAUACGACGUUUCAAAGCAAAGAUGUGGCUCACAUUUGCUCUACUUCUGCCUCAACUCACCUUCAGCACUUGCUGUCCCAGUGGGUGCAUCUGUGACAUUAAAGGUUCAGCAAAAUGUAAAGGGAACUUCACUGAUAUACCCCCUCUGGACCCCGCCAUCACCAUCCUACUCUUGCUUGAAGACACACACAUAAAAGUUCUCCAAGAACGAAGCUUUCAGCAUUUCCCUCUUCUUCUAAGAUUGUCGAUAUCCCACAGCUCUCUUGACACUAUCCACCCAGAGGCCUUCCACGGUGCUCCACAACUUCGCUCCAUCAAACUGUCAUCAAACGGUCUUUCCAUUUUCCCACCCAAGGUGUUUAGAGAGCAGAGCAACCUAGAGCAGCUACAGCUGGAUGACAAUCAGAUCAUUUCCAUAAAUUCAGAACUUUUUCAAGGGCUGGUAAAUCUAAUCAAACUGGACAUCAGUAUGAAUCGUAUUUCUCAGCUGGACGCCAAUGUCUUCCAGAGCUUGACUAGCUUGAAUUUCCUCAACUUGGCUGGGAACCAACUGAAGAACCUCCCGCAAACCCUCUUCCACAAUCUGAGGCAACUUAAGUCUUUGAAUCUCUCCUAUACCCAGUUGGAGACUCUAGAAUCAGGUUCCUUUGAUCAUCUAAACAACUUGUUGGUGCUAAUACUACAUAAGAACCAGAUCCGAGAGGUACCACCACGCCUUUUUUGGCACAUGCCUUCACUUCUUACUCUCUUAAUGUCAACCAACCAGCUCUGGAAUCUUCCAGCUGAGAGCUUCUACUACUUGCCCAAUCUCACCAAGCUUACCCUCUACAAAAACCCAUUGAUCUCUCUACCUGACCAGCUAGUAGGGCAUAUGCCAAGGCUCCAAGAACUCUAUCUUUAUGAAACCAACCUAGCCACUGUCCCUUGGAACCUUUUUGCUAACAUGACUAACUUAAGAUGGCUCCAUUUACACUUCAAUGAAAAGUUAAGCUCCCUGCCAAAGAACCUCUUUUGUUGCUUGCCAAACUUGAUGAAGCUCUCCCUAAAAAGCAACAAUCUUAAGGAGCUGCACGCUGAACUCUUUUCUGGCUUGACUAGCCUUCAAAUACUAAUGCUAAAUGAAAACAAGCUUCAGUCUCUCCCAGCAACAAUCUUUCAGCAAAUCCCAAGUCUCAAAAUAAUUGAUCUAAGCCACAACCAUCUGCGGUAUCUUCCUGGAAACAUUUUUGUACAUGCAAGAGCACUGAAGGUUCUUUCUCUUAGUGGCAACAAAUGGAACUGUGAUUGUAGCAUUUUGAGUAUUACAGAAUGGAUUAGUGAAAACCAAAGGCUAAUCAAUGAUUUGGACAAAGGAGUAGCAUGCCAUGAACCACACCACUUACGAAACCAUCCUCUGCAGAAGUUGACCUAUGAAGAUCUUCAGUGCGGUCAGGGUGGAUUCCAAACAUUAACAGAUACUAUUAUAGCAACCAUGCAACAAACCCCUCUAAUCCCUCCUACAGCUGAUGAUUUUUAUGUGAAAUCAAGCAGCAUCUACAAUAAUGAUCCAGCAUUCUACAAUACAAUUGUCCUGGACAACGGACCUGAAAUUGUCCACAACAAUCAUUACAAUGGUUGGGUGUACCUGUGGACUGUCCCAUCAACGGGUUCUUACAGUGGCUCCAUGAUAUUUUUGUAUAUUGUUCUCUUGGCCACUGGUGUGAUUCUUAUCGUGGCCAGUGUGUAUGUUAUGUAUCGUCUUAACAAGGUGGUGGGGGUUUUAGGGGCAGUUGCUAUGGGAGACAAUCAGAGAAUAAUGACCAGAAAAAUAAGACGUUUCAAAUUUCAACUCUAGAGAAAGCUAGAAAGUUAUUUAUAUAUCUAUGUAUAUGCACAUGUUUGUCUUUCUGUUAUUAUACCAGUUAAGUAGAACAAAAGCAUCCAUUGUUUUCGUAAUUGCUUUUAGCCUGUUUCUGGAAUUACUGUAUUUAAGCAUCUUAAAGUGAAGCAACAGGACCAAGGAAAUCUGUUAAAUUAUCUACUGACAUAAGAUGAGACAUAAAAAAAAGAGCAGAAAAUGUUUCCUAAUGUAACGAUAUGUACUCAUAAUGUUUCAUGAUAAUCCUGAUAGUCUUAAUGUACUCAUGAC
Xyrauchen texanus (razorback sucker) is the source of this 4054-nucleotide messenger RNA. RefSeq lists its product as uncharacterized. Lineage: Eukaryota; Metazoa; Chordata; Actinopteri; Cypriniformes; Catostomidae. The coding region runs from base 86 to 3760 and encodes 1224 amino acids. Gene Ontology annotation, molecular function: protein binding. The transcript is spliced from 3 exons. The record is from RefSeq and is a predicted model, not a curated record.